UGGCGAAUGCGUCGUUGGCAAAGGUGGUGGCGGGGUUGAUGGGAAACGAAAAUUUGGAGAUUGGGGAUUUGGUUUGCAGCAGUAGAGCUCCGGAGAGCUUGGAGAGACGGCUGUGGUGGGGGUAUGGUUGGUGCGGGUAGGGAGUUGCGAUUUUUUCUUUUUUUGGGGUUUUUUGGGGUUUUUUGGGUUUUUUUUGUCGAGAAGGGGAGGUUGGAGGGAGCGAGGAGGGGGGUUGUGGACGAGGAAGAUGGAAGGUGGGCGAUUUAUAGGGAAUGGGAUGGAAGCCACGUCGGGAGCUGUGGUUGGGUUUGUUGCUACUGGAAUCUGGAAGCUAUGGUAGAGUGCGGGUGGUAUGGAGUUUAAUGAUGCUUCAUUUCUUGCCUCGCCGUGGGAUCAACUCCACUGGAGUGUUAUGCGAGAUAUACUUAGAUAGAAUUAGGGGG
Molecule: messenger RNA, 443 nt
Organism: Mytilinidion resinicola
Lineage: Eukaryota; Fungi; Ascomycota; Dothideomycetes; Mytilinidiales; Mytilinidiaceae
Exons: 1
Coding region: 124-363 (79 amino acids)
Source: RefSeq, a predicted model, not a curated record